GAUUUGUGUGUUGGGUUGAUAUUUUAUCAAUCUAUGGCUCAACUAUGCAAGAAAGACAACAACGACCUAUAAACCAGAGACCUGUCCGGUUGGCUGGAUAUUACACAACAGGAAAUAUCAGUGUGAAUAAACUCAACAUAAAACUAACUGAGCUAAACAAUAGUUCAGUAUGUGGCGCCGCCUGGCAGAGCCUUUGUGGACGUUUGGUGGCACCAGAUAUGAAACGUCCAUUCAGCCCAUCAGCUCUGACGAGCACUGAGCGGGACAGAAGAGGCUUUGGCGCUGGGCUCGGAGUGCAGAUGGACAGCGAGCCCAGCUGUGACAACCAGGAUGAGGGUGCAGUACCGGAUGAGCAGUCACCAGGGGGUGCCCUGCCUUCUGUGCUCUGCAGACCAAAAAGGGAGAGAAAGCAUCGGAACUACACAUUGUGUGAGGUCUGCAACAUCCAACUCAACUCAGCUGCACAGGCCCAGAUCCACUACAACGGCAAAUCCCACCAGAAGAGACUCAAGCAGAUCAGCAAUGGCAAGAUGCCCAGUAACACAGGUACGUCGGCCCAGAGCAGCCCCCUCCUGGCUUCCCUUCCCGUCCCAGGACGGCCUCUGCAGCCUCCGCUCGACCUUAAACAUCUACUGCCCUUCAGACUCAAUGGAUCCUCCCCCCUUAGCCUCUUUCCUAACUUCAACACGGGCUUCGGUGGGCUACACACAUACUUACAGAACAGGAGCUACAUCCAGAUGGACCCUGUCCAGAAGGCAGUGAUCAACCACACAUUUGGUGUCCCUCAGCCCCUCAAGAAGAAACAGAUUAUCUCCUGCAACAUUUGCCACCUGCGCUUUAACUCAACGAACCAAGCAGAAGCCCACUAUAAGGGCCACAAGCAUGCCCGAAAGCUCAAAGCCAUGGAGGCCCAGAAGAACAGGCAGCGGCGAGCUGGGGAGGCCUCAUCCAUAGGAAGGGAAAGAGACCGGGAACGAGAUCGGGACAGGAGCAAGACGUCCACAUCCGUGGCAGCUCUUCCCGUACUCAUGGAUACAAGCUUAGUGGAGGGAGCAAGUCUUCAGUCUGACCAAGAACCAGCCAACUUGGAGGCAAAGCUUGAGGAGAGUCCCAGGAGCUCUGUUAUGCUGACACCAGUAUCUGAGGUUUCCUCUGUAGAGUUGGUCACCCUUUCUUCUCCUCAGAUUUCGCCAUCCUCACAGCUCUCAGAGACUGCCUCAGACACCAGUGCCCCUGAAGUCCCAGAGGCUAUCGAGGCGGCGGGCCCGAUCACUGAGUCAGGCAGCCAGGCAGACAUGUCCAUCAUAAAGGACGAGCCACAUACAGAUGAAGACAAGGACCCAAAGAAGAGCAAGGCUCACCUCCAUUGUCCUGUCUGUAAAGUCACAGUCAACUCCAUCUCCCAACUGGAAGCACAUAACAGCGGCACAAAGCACAAAUUGAUGCUGGAAGGUCACAGUGUUCUGCCUCGGCGCAGGGGGAAGGUGGUGGCAGCUCGUGCGGGCUGCAAGAGCAAGAGGCUGGCUAGCAAAGGCAGUGUCGGCGUGCCUAGCAAGAACUAUCAGUGUGAAGUGUGUGAGAUUUUUGUGAACUCUGAGACCCAGCUUAGCCAGCACAUGAAUAGCAGAAGGCACAAGGAUAGGCUGGCUGGAAAACCACCCAAACCCAAAUUUACCCCCCACAGCAAGAGCCAGCCAAGCACCAGCUUAGCGAACGUGAGAUGGAGUGGCUAUGCAGGCAUGGCUGUGUCUGCCAUGAAGAAAGCGUUCAGCCAGUACAAUCUCACCUCCCUCUCCUCGCAGACCAAACUGGCCUUGCAGAAGCAGCUGACCAAGAGCUUGACAACUGGCUUCCUUCCCAGCCCCCUCACCCAGCCAACUCUGUGCACAUUGGCAACUAACCCACUGGCUCUGCGCCACCCAGUGGGCACCACCACCUUCAUCCAGACCCCCUUCCUGGGCCCUGCACUGUUUCGGCCAGCCCCGGGGCCACUGCGGGCCACACACACACCCAUCCUCUUCUCCCCCUACUAAAGACUUGAUCCACGUCCCCUUUGAGCUCCAUCCUUGUCCCUUUACCAAACCCCAGACCCUCCUUUAGUGUGACCCACAUGACAAAGGCCACACGCAAACUAUGCAGCCCGCCUGACUUACAACCGAAAGAGUGCACAAGUCCGGAUGCUCAGGAGGCCAUUAGGCCUGAGAGCUGUUCCUAUCAUAAAGGCCAAUAUCCCCCAUCAUGCCUUCUUUCUGUUCCCUUUAUCAAGACCUACGGAGCAGGACUGGCCUCCAGACAGUUACUGGUGCACAGAGGCCACUUUUAUAGCCAUUACAUGGGUCAAACUGGUUUGGAUUAUGGAUAUUAUUGUGUAAUUUAUUAGAGAACAAAUGUAGACUAGAUGUAUGUUUAGUGUGGUUGCCACAAAAGAAGGUCCCUUUACUUGAUGCUCUUUUAAAACAUUUUAACUUAUUGGUUUGGGGGUUUUAUGAAAAGUGGGUGGAGUGGGUGGGGGCAGCUGAACAUGAGGCAUCCACCUGUAUGGAUGGGCAAGCCGGUCUAAGUGCUCAGUGUUUUCAACAAUCAAGCUUAAAGGACUGUCUGAGGUCAAUUGCUGUCACGUUUCAUCUCGAAUGUGGCAAUUAUCCAACAGUCCUGUGAGUGGUAUGUCAAGCUAUAACUACAUCCCAUAUAUUAAAACUUGUCAGCAUCAUUUUGCACCUCUGGCUGUUUCCCAGAGAUCUUAACUCGUACAAAUGAAAACUUCUAUCUGAGUCACAGCCACAUCAACCGCCCUCCAGAUUUUUUCCUUUCUUGUAUCCCUGUAUAUGUAGGAUUAAGCACUCAUUAGAUCCAGUAAAGGUCAGCAUGUCAACUUGACUUUGUUUCAAUUUGUAAAUCUGUUUUCAGAAUUAUUUGUUCAGUACAUCAUUGAUGCAAUGCAACUUGAACAUUAUGUUCUUGCCAAGCUAGCGGCAUGAAAACAUUUUUGCAGCCAUGGAUGUCUUACAUUUGCAAAAGGCCAUUAUUGCUUUCCCCUCGUGACUGCUAUUUUUCUUUUCCUCCCUCCUUUACCCCGCUGUCACCUCGCUGUUGCCCUUGAUUUUCUGUGGCAUUAUCUCAGCAUGAGAUGAUGAUGAUGAGGAGCACGCACACACAAUUACACACAUAAUGAAAACACAAUGGAUAACUUGAAGACUUGAUGGGAUUUUAGAGCUCAGUGAAAGUUUGGAUGACAGUGGGUGGGGAGCUUAGCCAAUUCUUGAUUGACAUCCUGUUGCGGUGUCUGCGCACAGCGUGGGAAGGAACAAAGCACAGUGCCAUGGCAACCACAUUAAAAGCACCUUAAAAACUGAUUUAGUUACAAAAGCAAUGAAAAUUGUGUUGAUAUUCGCCUUUGUUUUGCCCUAGGUGUGUUUUUACAAUCCCAUGUCAAUUUCAUUUGAAAGAAAAAAAAACUAUCAGGCGAGAAUGAUCACAUUAUGGUUUAUCCAUAACUAAGACAAGUCUCCUAUAUAAAGCAAUACAUUCAGUAUGUUUAUGUUUAUGAUGUGUUUCCAGUGUGUUAAUGGCUUUAUCUAUUCUAUACUGUACACAACUGUAACAAUGUAUUAUGUGCUCCAACACAGCCAAGGGCCAAGUCUGAAUUGUCAGUGAAGAGUCAUUUGAAAUAAGGGGUUGUCCUGUCAGUGCUGCCCUUGAUGCUUGACGCUUAUGGUCCAUCUCCACAUGUUGUGACUCUGGGCUGAGCCGUUCCAUUUAUAGCUGCUCUCGCGCUGCGGAGAGGGUGCUUCAGCGCCAUAUGACAUUGCUGUUCUACUCUUUAGUGGAGAACUUUCGUAUGACUUCCACUGAGCAAAACAUUGUUACAUCAGAAACACGUGUUUGGGAUAAGUGUCACAAGCGCAACAUCAACUGUCAUAUUGCUGUUCAUGCCCGUCCUGUGUGCUGUCCCCCAACCCCUUCAUCACCACACAGGAUAUAGCUACUGACACUUAACCCUCCCUCUGCCAAAAUGAACGGUUGCCAAGGUAUCAUAAGAACUCAAAUUGUACGCAUCCUCCUUCCUUCAUCACUCACACCAAAGUGUGGACUCAUAAAUUACAGUAAUGGAGCAAAUCCUAUGCAUUUCUCAUUGUGCAAUAUGUAAAGUCGUCUGUGAUGCAGCAGUGACAUCUGUCGUAAAAACCCUGUAAUUGCCAUCUAGUACUAGUGCUUCUACAAAAACUUUGAUUAUAUGUACAUUUCUGUUUGAGGACCCCCAAGUCUUUCUGGGUAAGCGAGGCCAUACUGAUGUGAUUCUCCCCAAUCACACUACUCAGUGAACCAGCCAGCCUUUAAUCUUCACUGUUUGUUUGUUUGAUGAGUGGGAACUCUGACCUAAAGAACUGAAACUUUCUUAAAAUAAAGAAUCUAGAGAAGGCAAAUUAUAUGUAGAAAUCAUAGAGUAACUAUAGAGGUUGUAUCAGAGUUAUUGUUAUCUGUAUCAUAAUGACCUGCUAUCAUAGAAGAGAGUAGAUUAUGUUAUUGUAGGCUCUGUACGACAUACAGUGGAGAGUAAAAAAAGCUUUGCUUUCUGUCUUUUUUUUUGCUUAUUUACAUGGGUUUUACUGACAUGUUUUUUUAAAGUACAAGAGAAAAUAUUUUAAACCAUUUUUUUUGAGUGAGCUUUUUUUCUUCUCCUUGUUGACGGUGACUGAAUUAUUGAUGUAAUUCAAGGCCUUUUUGGACAAUAUUCUAAAGUCACAUUAGACAGGCCUUCUCAGGGGUGACAGGUUGAGCAAAUGCUAACAUGACCAUCCAUUCAGGGUAUCCCUCCACAGCUCUCUAGAGAGCAGGAAACACUGUACACAUGGAUGGAUUGACAAAACACUUACAGUGCUGUACCAUAGAGAGGACAAAGGAUGGAUUUUGGAAAAUAAAGCUUUUAGAACUUGUAAA
Molecule: messenger RNA, 4938 nt
Organism: Etheostoma cragini (Arkansas darter)
Lineage: Eukaryota; Metazoa; Chordata; Actinopteri; Perciformes; Percidae
Gene: znf385c
Product: zinc finger protein 385C
Exons: 11
Coding region: 45-2033 (662 amino acids)
Cellular component (GO): nucleus
Molecular function (GO): zinc ion binding; nucleic acid binding
Source: RefSeq, a predicted model, not a curated record